Ilyonectria robusta is the source of this 233-nucleotide messenger RNA. RefSeq lists its product as uncharacterized. The transcript has a single exon. The coding region runs from base 17 to 214 and encodes 65 amino acids. NCBI's taxonomy places the organism in Eukaryota, Fungi, Ascomycota, Sordariomycetes, Hypocreales, Nectriaceae. The record is from RefSeq and is a predicted model, not a curated record.
GUACCUUGGGCAGAAGAUGGGUCUCAAUCCACUAACCCCAACAACGGCUGCAGUGCGCGCCAUGUGUACCUGCUGUAGUACCGUCACAGGGGUUAGGCGAGCUGGAAAAGCCAUAGCCCCAGUACAUCCAGCGUACGGGCGGAGUACUCUCUGCCAACAAAAUGUUCCGAAGCCACCAACCUACUUUAAGCAAAGGCCAGGCCAAAGGCCAUAGGCCACAAGCUUGGCCAGGU